Molecule: messenger RNA, 3174 nt
Organism: Chaetura pelagica (chimney swift)
Lineage: Eukaryota; Metazoa; Chordata; Aves; Apodiformes; Apodidae
Gene: ATP8B2
Product: ATPase, aminophospholipid transporter, class I, type 8B, member 2
Exons: 27
Coding region: 1-3174 (1057 amino acids)
Biological process (GO): phospholipid translocation; Golgi organization
Cellular component (GO): plasma membrane
Molecular function (GO): ATP binding; ATP hydrolysis activity; magnesium ion binding
Source: RefSeq, a predicted model, not a curated record
AUGGUGAGCUGCAGCCCAGCCCCCAGAAACAACUACAUCAAGACCUCCAAGUACAACAUCAUCACCUUCCUGCCUAUCAACCUCUUCGAGCAGUUCCAGGAAGUGGCCAACACCUAUUUCCUCUUCCUUCUCAUCCUGCAGCUCAUCCCACAGAUCUCUUCUCUCUCCUGGUUCACCACCAUGGUGCCUUUGGUUCUUGUCUUAACCAUCACAGCCGUCAAAGAUGCCACUGAUGACUAUUUCCGCCAUAGAAGCGACAACCAGGUGAACAACCGGCAGUCUCAGGUGCUGAUUGGCGGAGUCCUCCAGCAGGAGCAGUGGAUGAAUGUCCAUGUUGGAGACAUCAUCAAGUUGGAGAACAACCAGUUUGUGGUGGCUGAUCUCCUCCUCCUCUCCACCAGUGAGCCCCAUGGCUUGUGCUACAUAGAGACAGCGGAGCUGGAUGGAGAGACCAACUUGAAGGUGCGACAGGCCAACCCUGUCACCUCAGAGCUGGGGGACACUAGCAAGCUGGCUCUGUUUGAUGGUGAGGUGAUCUGUGAACCCCCCAACAACAAGCUGGACAAGUUUGUUGGGACGCUGUACUGGAAGGAGAACAAGUACCCCCUGAGCAACCAGAACAUGCUGCUGAGGGGCUGCGUGCUGCGCAACACCGAGUGGUGCUUCGGCCUCGUCCUCUUCGCAGGGCCCGACACGAAGCUGAUGCAGAACAGCGGCCGGACCAAGUUCAAGCGGACGAGCAUCGACCGGCUGAUGAACACGCUGGUGCUCUGGAUCUUCGGGUUCCUGGUGUGCAUGGGGGUGAUUCUGGCCAUCGGCAAUGCCAUCUGGGAGCACGAGGUGGGCAUCUGCUUCCAGAUCUACCUGCCCUGGGACGAGGGGGUGCACAGUGCCUUCUUCUCCGGCUUCCUCUCCUUCUGGUCCUACAUCAUCAUCCUCAACACUGUGGUGCCCAUCUCUCUCUACGUGAGCGUGGAGGUGAUCCGUCUGGGACACAGCUACUUCAUCAACUGGGACAAGAAGAUGUACUGUGCCAAGUGCCAGACGCCAGCUGAGGCCCGGACCACCACCCUCAAUGAGGAGCUGGGGCAGGUGGAGUACAUCUUCUCUGACAAGACUGGCACCCUCACCCAGAACAUCAUGGUCUUCAGCAAGUGCUCCGUGAAUGGGCACAGCUAUGGUGACAUUCAGGACGUGCUGGGUCACAAGGUAGAGCUGGGAGAGAGACCAAAGCCCAUCGACUUCUCCUUCAACCCACUGGCAGACCCACGGUUCCAGUUCUGGGACCCCAGUCUGCUGGAAGCUGUCACACUGGGAGACCCCCACGUGCACGAGUUCUUCCGCCUACUCUCGCUCUGCCACACUGUCAUGUCUGAGGAGGAGAGCGAAGGGGAGCUCUACUACAAGGCUCAGUCCCCGGAUGAGGGGGCACUGGUCACAGCUGCCAGAAACUUUGGGUUUGUGUUCCGGUCCCGCACACCCAAGACCAUCACGGUGCACGAGCUGGGCCGAGCCAUCACCUACCAGCUGCUGGCCAUCCUGGACUUCAACAACAUCCGCAAGCGCAUGUCGGUCAUCGACGACGAGGUGGAGCAGGACAUGAUGCUGCUGGGGGGCACUGCCAUAGAGGACAAACUGCAGCAGGGGGUCCCUGAAACCAUUGCCAUCCUGACGCUGGCCAACAUCAAGAUCUGGGUGCUGACGGGGGACAAGCAGGAAACGGCCGUGAACAUCGGCUACUCCUGCAAGAUGCUGACGGACGACAUGACGGAGGUGUUUGUGGUCACAGGCCACACGGUGCUGGAGGUGCGGGAGGAGCUCAGGAAAGCCCGGGAGAAGAUGAUGGAUGGGUCACGCUCCAUGGGCAACGGCUUCUCCUACCAGGAGAAACUUUCCUCCUCCAAGCUCACCUCCGUGCUGGAAGCCAUCGCUGGCGAAUAUGCUCUGGUCAUCAACGGGCACAGCCUGGCCCAUGCUCUGGAGGCUGACAUGGAGGUGGAGUUCCUGGAGACGGCAUGUGCCUGCAAGGCUGUCAUCUGCUGCCGUGUCACACCCUUGCAGAAGGCCCAGGUGGUGGAGCUGGUGAAGAAGUACAAGAAAGCUGUGACCCUGGCCAUCGGGGAUGGGGCCAAUGAUGUCAGCAUGAUCAAGACUGCCCACAUCGGGGUGGGCAUCAGCGGGCAGGAGGGCAUCCAGGCCGUGCUGGCCUCUGACUACUCCUUCGCCCAGUUUAAGUUCCUGCAACGCCUGCUCCUGGUGCACGGGCGCUGGUCCUACCUGCGCAUGUGCAAGUUCCUCUGCUACUUCUUCUACAAGAAUUUUGCCUUCACCAUGGUCCACUUCUGGUUUGGCUUCUUCUGCGGCUUCUCAGCACAGACAGUGUAUGACCAGUACUUCAUCACGCUGUACAACAUCGUCUACACCUCACUGCCCGUGCUCGCCAUGGGUGUCUUUGACCAGGAUGUGCCGGAGCAGCGGAGCAUGGAGUACCCCAAGCUCUAUGAGCCUGGGCAGCUCAACCUGCUCUUCAACAAGCGGGAGUUCUUCAUCUGCAUCGCCCAGGGCAUCUACACCUCUGUCCUCAUGUUCUUCAUCCCUUACGGCGUCUUUGCUGAUGCCACCCGUGCCGAUGGUGCCCAGCUGGCUGACUACCAGUCCUUUGCUGUCACCGUGGCCACCUCCCUCGUGAUCGUUGUCAGCGUGCAGAUCGGGCUGGACACGGGCUUCUGGACAGCCAUCAACCACUUCUUCAUCUGGGGCAGCCUGGCCACCUACUUCGCCAUCCUCUUCGCCAUGCACAGCGAUGGCCUCUUCCAGAUGUUCCCCAACCAGUUCCGCUUUGUGGGUAAUGCACAGAACACGCUGGCCCAGCCCACAGUCUGGCUGACCAUUGCUCUCACCACCGUGGUCUGCAUCAUGCCCGUCGUGGCCUUUCGCUUCCUCAAGCUGGACCUGAAACCGGAACUCUCAGACACGGUGCGCUACACUCAGCGGGUUCGGAAGAAGCAGAAGGUGGACCAGGUGACAACGACGUGGCUGGACAUCCAUGAUGCCUGGCGGGGGACACCGCACGUGGUGCAGGUGCGGGCACAGGAGGAGUUUGGCCACGGCUCGUGGAGCGAGUGGAGCCAGGAGGCAAUGGGCAUCCCCUGGACAGUUCCCCAUAGAGGAUGA